AUGGAGUGUCGUGAGCGUUACUUCAUGAUAGCUGUUGGUCUCUCCUUUGCUGGGGAUGAACCUCGCUUUGAGGCUGUCGACAGCACAGGCGUACACGCCAUCACCGAGGAGUACGCGGCAGAGUGUGGAUACACCAUCAGUCUUCUCCCAGUUCUCGGCCACGUGGAGCUCAGAGCCUCUUACUUCAGCUGCCAUACUAAUGAUGCAGCUGAUGAAGUGUUCACGUUCAACUUCAACCUGAUUGUAACACGUGGAGGGAAGCAGGCCACAUAUGCGCUGAACAAGACCUGCACUCUGUCACUCCCGUGGUCUCCCCGAGAGGUUACCUGUGAGGUCAACUACAUGGAAGUGUCGGUGAGGAGUGAAGCAACGUGUCCGUAUGAGGAAAACGGCGAUUCUGCUUUCAAACCUGUCCUCUACUCAGAUUGGAAGGUGAUGUUUCAAAGAGCAGAGGAUCAGUUUCUGCCCAUGAACCUCUCUGAAGCUCGGAAGCUGGGUUAUGUGUUUGCUCUCACAGAUGAGAGGCUUGUGUUUCGGACACCGUAUGAGCAACCCCAUUCUUUCAGCACUGAGGUGAAUGGCGUUCCAGUAGAGGUGGUCCAUGCAGUCUUGUUCUCGAGGCAAAGCUGGGUUGUCCUUGUGGUCGAUCUGUUGGCUGCUUGCUCGAUGCAUAAUGGGUCAUAUGACGGUGGCUAUAUGAUGUGGGAGACUUCUGAGCUGCUCCACAGUCUGGUGUCUCCCUUAAAUGAGACGGAGGUCAGCAUUGGAGUCAAUGGGAAACUUGUGGAGAAGAAAGUUGCAGAGGAGAGGGGUUACUCCGUGGAGAAGAUUAACACCACACUGCAAGUCAGUAUCCCUUACAAAGCUGAAGGAGGAUACAGGAAGAGCUUUGUGUCUCGAGACCUCUACGAAUACUAUGUUUUUCGUCUCUACUUGGAGCAGAUCUCAGUUGACGAGGCUGAGAUUGUGGCCAGGCUUCGUUUUCACAGGAUUAUAGUCACUCCCCUGCUGCGGUGCCACAUUUUCACUGAAAAUCAAACUCUUGUAAGAGAGCGCACAUUCACCAUCUAUCUCGGCGGUGUCCCUCAAGAUGUGGUAUUAGUUUCUAUUCAGCUGAAUGGACGAGAAUUUACAUUGCCACUUACAAAUAUGAGCACCUACAACCUCACUGAAGUUCUCCACCCCAACGGCACCCAUGGAUACACACUGACGGUGCUUUUUGAUGAUCCUAUUGUCAAACUGCAGUUCUCCAGAAAAGCCGUGGCAAUGCAGCACAUCCUGAAUGUCAACUACACACUGGCUGUUCAGCCUGGAAAUGAACCUUAUUAUCAUCAAACAACAGUCACAGCUCUAACUCGUGUCUCGCCUCCUGUCUUUGAUGCCAACUGUUCGGAGUCCAGCAUACACUUUAAGCUGGACCAUCGCCCUUUUGAUUACUUUUGGGAGAUUGCCAUCGGCUCGGACGUGCUAACCUCAGACCUGGCAGACCGGCGUGGCUACAUCAUGAGUAAUGACAGCCAGAGUCUGCGGCUUGAUGUGCCGCUAUUCACUGAUGGGUAUAAAUACCAGAACGUCACUUUGAAGGGGUUCUCAGGAACCUUUGAGAUCCUUGUGAGAGUUCGUGAAACAUCAGAAGUCCAGACGUCCACAGUUAAGACCUGUCUGUUCAGUCCCGAAGAAUUCAUUAUGUGUUCGACCAAUGGGAAGGUGACCGUGGUGGCCAACUUGUCUCUGCCAAUCCCAAGUGGAGGGAGUCCAGCUGAAACCAGCCUCAGGGACAAAUCCUGUCAGCCUAAAGAUGCAGAUGGCACCAGGGCUCUCUUUUCUUUUGCUGUUAAUGACUGUGGCGCUAUAAUCAUGCUGGGCAGGGACUCUGUGACCUAUAGAAAUGAGAUCAUCUUCAGCUCUGUGAGAAAUCCAGAAAAUCUCAGCAGUAAGAACAGGGUCUUGCUGCAGUGCACAUAUACUGUGGCUGGAUUACAUGCCCUCUUCUCGGCAUACAAGUUUGAGUCUGACACAGUUGGCAUUGGUCGUAUUGUGCAUUCUAACCGCAUCAUUGAAGGUCCCGCAGUGGAGCCCACUAGUGCAUCCACCAGGAGAUCGGUGACCAUACGACCGCGUUACCAGCCUGCUGCAAAGUACAUCAAAGACUAA
Molecule: messenger RNA, 2154 nt
Organism: Pelmatolapia mariae (spotted tilapia)
Lineage: Eukaryota; Metazoa; Chordata; Actinopteri; Cichliformes; Cichlidae
Exons: 17
Coding region: 1-2154 (717 amino acids)
Source: RefSeq, a predicted model, not a curated record